Sclerotinia trifoliorum is the source of this 273-nucleotide messenger RNA. Lineage: Eukaryota; Fungi; Ascomycota; Leotiomycetes; Helotiales; Sclerotiniaceae. The record is from the annotation of a GenBank genome assembly.
AUGGAAACUCUCUCAGAACUUUUCGGCAAGCUCAAAAUGCUGGACCCCGCAAAGGAUGGGCAGCAGCAUGCAGAGGAUGCCUGCAUGCGCGCAGUUCAUUUGAAUAUGCUUACUAUGGCGGGCCAGCCCGGCGCCCCAUCCGUGCUCAGCGCAUCGCAGUGGGAGUUUCAUCACGCCAUUAUGCAGGGCAAGGAUCUCGUCGUUGCUCGUCCCUACAGAAGUUGGGUCAUGGAGAGUGUUUCCUUCAAUUUGUUAGAUGAGUGGAGUAUAUAG